Molecule: messenger RNA, 1605 nt
Organism: Aspergillus costaricaensis CBS 115574
Lineage: Eukaryota; Fungi; Ascomycota; Eurotiomycetes; Eurotiales; Aspergillaceae
Exons: 1
Coding region: 1-1605 (534 amino acids)
Source: RefSeq, a predicted model, not a curated record
AUGUCCUCGAAAGAAGCCCGCAAGAAAAAGAUACACGAGAAGUCAUAUAUGGAGAGCGAGACUGAUAAUGCUACAGUGCCAGUGUCCACUGCAAGUCCUUCAUUCCAGAACCCACUGCCUGAUUAUCUGGACCCGCGUCUCUCUCGUUCGUAUGUCAUUGCGGAACCUGAGACUGAGGACACGAACACGCCAUACUCUUCAGCCAAUGCUGCUUCUAGUGACCCGUCUUAUAAUCUCACGCAUACUUACCCUGGACUGGAAGACCACUCGCUGGCCCCAAUAACCUCACCGACAAAGACAUCACAGGCUCUUUGCAGCCCCUGGAAGCAAGAACCACUGCAAAGGGCGGAGGACGAGGACGUCCCGGUGCAAACCGCAUUGUACUGGGCGAAGGCAUCGGAUAACGAAGCAGACGUGGCUCCUCAGCCAUCCGACCAGUACAGCUGCGAUCCAUUUGUUGACGAUAAUGAAACUGACAGCAUUUAUUUUCCCACCAUCAAUGAGAUGGAGAAGGAAAGAGCAGAUGAGAUAGCCAGACUGAAGGGUGUGCUGUGGCCUGGAAUGGAUAUAUUUGACUCGGCUACCGAACAGAUGAGACGCAGACGCAAUCAGAAGAAGGAUGAAAGCAUCUUGAAGCUCAUGGAAAAGACGUCCCUUUGUGUGGAGCCAACAGAGCUUGUCUUUUCCCCUACCGGAAUUUUACGGAAGCAGCGUGUGAUCUCAGGUAAUGUUGAGGAUAGCAGCCCCCUCAAAGGGGAGACGCCCGUUCCCAAACGUCGAGUAAAUCGCCCCAAAAGAGUUCUCUCCCAAGUUGAUCCUAAUAUCCAACGUGGGCAAAGUAGGAAACGAACCAGAAGGAUUACCAAGCGCAUUGAGAAACUGGUGGAUAGAGAUACAAGAGGAAGAGAUACACAAAUCCCCAAGGGAUCCCUAGGGCCUCAGCGGCUGCAUCGAUAUGGCAGUCCCGGGGAUGACAUGGACGAAUUUGAAUUAUCCUUCAGAGGGACAAAGCUAAAACCUCGCACUGGAUUUACCGUCUUUCAUGAUAGACCAAGUCAGUGUAAUGCUGGUUCUACGGAUCAUAACCAUGGCGAUGGAACUCAUGCUGUGGCGUCGGCUCCCUCUCAUCCUCUAUACCUCCUCAAGGAUUUCACACUUCAUCAUGAUGCUUAUCCACUAUCACCUGGUGACCAAUCUAUCGCAGUGGCUGGACGAGCGCAUGAUUUGACCAUGGGCAAGGAGAACAUUGAACCACUCCUGGAUGUUCGUGGCCGCAUUGAUCCUCUGAUGGACUGGCAGUCCCCUUCCCUCACGGAGCAUUUGACCAGCGGAAUCUGUUACCCACCGCAGUACUUUUUUGGAGAUUCUCGACCAGUUGGCUUCAGAUCGUUCGAUAACCAGGAAAGCCCCACUGGAUAUUCGUUCAACCCUUUGGCCGUUUCACUCUCUGGGUUGCCCGCUGACGAUGGUCCAAUGUGUACUCCAAAACCAGAACUUAGAUCGAACAACCAGUAUGAAACACAGCUUGGCUCACCCGAGUCCACAAUUUCGGACGUUGAUGAAAGCGAGUUUGGCCGACUUUACCUGGACGGGAGCUCGUUCUAA